This is a messenger RNA of Salpingoeca rosetta, 921 nucleotides long. RefSeq lists its product as uncharacterized. The transcript has 6 exons. Gene Ontology annotation, biological process: protein ubiquitination. Lineage: Eukaryota; Choanoflagellata; Craspedida; Salpingoecidae. The record is from RefSeq and is a predicted model, not a curated record. Gene Ontology annotation, molecular function: ubiquitin protein ligase activity; protein binding. Gene Ontology annotation, cellular component: nucleus. Bases 29 to 811 code for a protein of 260 amino acids.
AACACACAGAAAAGGCAGACCACCAGCCAUGGCGAACGAGGAGCUGGAGGAUGAGUUGUUAAACCUCGAGGCCAUCUUUGAUGAGCAGCUGAGGAUUGCAGAGGACCGCACCAGCGUGGAAAUGACCCUGAAACCAGACGUGGACGACGACGAAUGCUUUGUUCGCUGCGAUCUCCGCAUCACUGUCGGGGAUGCGUAUCCGAACAAGCCAGCAAAUGUGCUGGCUAGACAGAUUCGUGGGCUCAGCCCUAAACAACAGCAGAGCUUGCAGCAAACCCUCACGGACACAGCAGCAGAAUGCGCAGAAGCAGAGAUGCCGGCCAUCUUUGAGCUCAUUCAGCGCACCAAAGAUGUGCUUGAGGAAUGCAACUCGUCGUGCGUGGAGUGCGGAAUCUGCUUUGAAGCAGUAGAUGCGGAAACACGGUGCAGGACGCCGUGCUUCCAUUUCUAUCACAGAGAAUGCCUCGGCAGGCACUUUCACUUUUGGCGCACGGACCCACAACUUGACAUGAGUGCUGAGGCGUAUCAGGCAGCACGUCGCGUGACAAAGAGUAGAGAGGAGGCCCACGCACAUCUGCUCAAACUCAAAUCACGAGAGCCUGUACCGUGCCCCAUCUGCCGCGAGAAGCUGGCGGAUGAUGACAUCCCCUCCUUUGACUGGCGCCACAUCCGCCCCUACAAGAACGUCGAUAUCGAUAGCCAUAGUAUCCACCUGAGCCAGGCCAUGGUUGAGCAACAGAGGCAGCGCUUGGAUGUGUUUCGACACCAGCAACAGCAUGACUGCCUAAUCUCCAAAGGCAUCAAGAUCUAGCACAUGCGAGCAGCUUGCGAGCGCCAACAACAUGUCGCGUGGGCAGCAAGCGACAAGCCACACACACACACACACACACACACACGCAAAAGCAUAUACACGCACACACA